Dreissena polymorpha is the source of this 2129-nucleotide messenger RNA. RefSeq lists its product as uncharacterized. Bases 281 to 736 code for a protein of 151 amino acids. The record is from RefSeq and is a predicted model, not a curated record. The transcript has 4 exons. Lineage: Eukaryota; Metazoa; Mollusca; Bivalvia; Myida; Dreissenidae.
GGCGCUAUAUCAUUUCCGUAAAAAAACUGUACAAUACAAAUACGAUACCGCAUUAAUCGAACCAAGAGUGUUUUUUUCUUAUCAAGUUUUGCACCGCACAUGUUACCCUGGAAAAAUACUCUGUCAGGGACUUAAAGGCAUUACAUAAAGUUAUCGUUCUUGAAACGGCCUGCACACGAAUUCUAUUUAUAAUCAUCGUUUUCCGUAAAACGUGUAAUUUGAGCUGCGUCGCUUGCAAACUCUUACAACAGGUUCAAGUGCAUAGAAGAGAACGGCAGCCAUGGGAGCGUUUUCUAGUUUUUUCGGUUGUUUAGUUGUUAUUCUGGUAACGUUGGGCGGUAGCCAUGGUUACGAGUGCUGCACGAGCUACACGGACAUCAUCGGGAAUUACCACCCCUCGCAGUUGUGCGCGGACUACUGCUGUGUGGACAUCAAUCCCACCAACUUUAAGGUCUGCUGUGACGACCGGUCACGACAGGUUCCAUCCUCCCAAAGGGAUCAGGAUUCGUGUACAAAAGACUGGAUCGAGGAACACAUCUGGGUGCCAAUCGUUUGCGGCCUUGUUCUGCUUGGCCUGAUCGUGCUGCUGACCUGCUGCUGUUGCUGCGGAUGUUGCGCCUGCUGCCGUCGCAGCGGUAGUGGUGGGUUGGUGAUCCACUCAGCCGUACCUCAGACCAGCGUGAUCAUGUCUACGCAGCAAACUACGAACGUCAUGCACGCCGGAUACAAUCAGUAACUCCGCGGACUUCAGGGGAAGUAAUACGUAGCCAAUGCUAACGGACGUUAUAUUGCAUUGUGCGAAGGGACGGAACUCGUUAUAUCUGGAAAAAAUGACUGCAUGACAAACAUGUCAAGUUAAUUAAUCCAUAACAAACAAUAGCUUAUGUAUUCUUGUUCAUAGUAAUAACAUUCUCUCAUUUACAUAUAAUACGAUAACGUUAGUAAUUGUAAUAAUUUCAAGCUCAACUUAUAUGUUAUUUUUGUGUUAAAUACUAGAGUUUGUAUUCAAAUGUAUAAAUACUAUUAUAUUGUUAUUCUUUUUAAGUUCCGAACUUUAACAUAACAAUGAACGCGUUGUGAUAUUACCCUGAACCAUAUGUUUACAUUAUAAUAAUGUAAUGUAAACAUGUACUUUUGUUUUAGAAACUUUACCACGAAAAUAAUUUCAAGUAAUUAUUUUUUGCAUAUUUGUUUUUCAUUUUAUUAAAAAAAGAACAUCAACGUGUUUUUAAUUUAAAAACAAUAGGAUAUAUGUUCAAACAUGAAGACAAAUUGAUUGAAAAGAAAAACAAAAAUGUUCUUAUUUGUGCUGUCUAUUAUGUAGAAAAGAGUGAGAAAACGCCUGUUGUAUCAUGUCGUUUCUUAAUCUUUAACUCUCGCUAGUGGUUUGUUUGAGUCAUCUGAAUUUCAGUGUUGUGUAUGUAACAUUGUUUGAAAUUUACCCUUAUGAAUCUGCCUAUUUGUAUAUAGACCUCUUCUUACAUGUUCAUUUUAUAAAAGAUUAAAAGCACGCGUUCAUAACAAUGUAAACAUUUGUACAGUAUCCGCAAUAUGAUGAAUGUACACUUAAAAACCAUAAAUAUUUUUUUAUAUCAAAAGUCUUGGACAGAAAACAACGCAUAUUAUAGUGAUUUUUUACACGUAUUUGUCACGUAAAACCAUCUAUGCAAUUCAUUUACUUAUUGAACACUGUCUUUAUUCAAUAUCACAUAACGUCUUGUUGUCUGUCCCUCUAAAUAAUGUUUAAGUCAACUGAAACGUUUAAGUGCCUUUAAGGUGUCUUUGUAUUAGGUACUCGGACCAUGUGCGGAUAGAUACUUAUACAUCGCCUUCUUAACUAUUGGUUUCACGACCAACACGUAGCUUUACUUACUUGUCCAUGUAUGUACAUUUAUCAAAGGGACCUGGCUAUGAGGAUUACGAUUCUUUUGUAAUGUCUUUUUCUGUUAAUUGAUAAAGGUGUAAUUUUAUCGUUUGCAAAUACAUACACUUAGUAGAGUUAAAUGAUUGUACAUGGGGCCAAAUAUGUGUUGUACACUUAGUUUUAUUUUAACAGCUUUUAUUUUCUGUGCUUAUAGUACUAUUCUUUUUUCAUGUAUAUCCGUGUAAUAAAUUUCUCUAUAAAAGUA